AUGAAAGUUCAUUAUGGUUUUGUUGGACAAAUUACACUUUUUACUGGUGAUAUUGGUAAUAUUGACUCUGGUGCGGUUCCUGCAUUUCUCGAACAAGGUGCCACUACUUCCCGAUCUCAAUCGUCUUUGGGCAAAAUCACCUCCGCAUUAAAUCCAAGGAUAUCAAAAUAA
Molecule: messenger RNA, 171 nt
Organism: Ambispora gerdemannii
Lineage: Eukaryota; Fungi; Glomeromycota; Glomeromycetes; Archaeosporales; Ambisporaceae
Source: the annotation of a GenBank genome assembly